Messenger RNA from Macrosteles quadrilineatus (aster leafhopper), 1485 nucleotides. RefSeq names its product replication protein A 32 kDa subunit-like. Gene Ontology annotation, biological process: nucleotide-excision repair; DNA replication; double-strand break repair via homologous recombination. The record is from RefSeq and is a predicted model, not a curated record. Gene Ontology annotation, cellular component: nucleus; site of double-strand break; DNA replication factor A complex. Gene Ontology annotation, molecular function: DNA binding. The coding region runs from base 286 to 1092 and encodes 268 amino acids. Lineage: Eukaryota; Metazoa; Arthropoda; Insecta; Hemiptera; Cicadellidae. The transcript is spliced from 8 exons.
AUCUCUACUCUAGCUAAAAGCGCCAACCAACGCUAAAGCUAAGCUAGUAAAGUGGUUUCUUGUUUGAUCGUUUCUCUUUUGCAUACUUUUGAGUUGUUACAAAUAAUUUCUGUUAGGAAAAAGUUCAGUAUCUCGUAAGAAUACUUAACAUCGAUUUGUUGCUCAUAUGUACCAGUAAUCUUGCAGUUUUUUAUUUUUUUUAAUAGAGGGCUAAAAACACUGCUAGGCCUACUUAGGCUAUCUUGUUUGGAUUUGGCCUAGUUACCUACUCUUUUCAAGUUAAAAAUGUUUCGUAAUGGAGAUGAUGGCUAUGGUGGAUAUGAAGGGGGUGGAGGAGGCUUUGAUGUUUCUGGUUUUGGAGGAACAGGAGAAACGCCCCAGGGUGACAAAAAGGUCAGGAGAUCAGACAGUAUUGUUCCUGUUACGGUGCGACAGAUUUUGGAAAGUAAAGACUCUGGACUUAAAAUCGGCCAAAUUGAUGUUGAAGCACAAAUGGUAAAGCUAAUUGGAAUUGUAAAGAAGAUAAACAGGUCAAACAUCAAGGUAAUUUACACCAUCGAGGACAACACUGGAGCUAUUGAAGGAGUACAAUGGCUUGAAUCUGAGAAUGAUGACAACUUCACGGUGCCAGUUGUAGAGAACACGUACUGUACGAUGGUCGGGUCAAUCCGUAACGUGUCCACGCAACACAGUGAACGUCACAUCAUGGUAUUUCAGAUCUUUCCUGUAGAAGAUCUCAACCAAGUCACAGCACACUGUCUCCAGAUUAUCCACAUGUCCCUCAAGUCGGAUAUGCUCAAUCAGACGAUAAGUGCACCGAUGGAGACUACUUCAAUGCCUCAAGGAAUGAUGAACAAUUCUUCAAUUGAGAAUAACGACUUGUUUAAGACUCUAACACCCGUUCAGCAAAGAGUGUUGAGAGCACUGUCGCAAAGUUGUGAUUCAGGAGAAGGUGGGACCCAUAUUGAUACCAUCAUGGAAGCCAUGACAGUUAAAAUACCCAAAAAAGAACUAGAGAAAAUUUUGGAGUAUUUAUGCAGUGAAGGACAUGCUUACUCCACCACUGAUGAAUUCCACUUCAAGUGUACAUAGUUACAAUGGAUCCAACUGUAUGGCAAUCAAGUUUAAAAACAAUUGAAGUGAGAUAGCCACAACAUCAAUACAAAGUGGAUUUAUAAAAUGGUUCUCAUGCUAUUACCCAAUGGUUCAAUGCAGUAUCUCUAAUAGUGACAAAUAAUUCCAUUGCAUUAAUGUCCAAGGUUAGAUGCAAGAGACAAGGAUUGAUUAGUUAAGUCAUUAGAACUCAACAAGCUUUAAAAGAUAAUUAGUUUUAUUUUUUUUAAUUUACUCAGUCACUAUGUUGUAUAUUGAUUUUAAACUCAAUUUAUUAAGUGCCUGUUCUUUCUCUGUAUUAAAAUGUUUAAGUUAGCCUUCCACCAUUUCUGUGUAUUGUGUACAUAUUUAAUAAAUAUUUUUCAGUAGAAA